Molecule: messenger RNA, 1288 nt
Organism: Solanum lycopersicum (tomato)
Lineage: Eukaryota; Viridiplantae; Streptophyta; Magnoliopsida; Solanales; Solanaceae
Source: RefSeq, a predicted model, not a curated record
CUUUAGGGCGUGGAAGGUAUGAUCGUCGCGAAAGAGCACAACAAAAGGUAUCAGAAACAAGCAAGGCCAUUCAAACUGCCAAAUCGUUCCAGAAAAUCCUUAUUUCUUGCAGAUUCUUGAAAAAUACAAUGUAGAACGGAACUAUAUUCUGAAUAUACCAGUUGAGUUUGUCCGAAAGUAUAUGCCAAAGACUUCAGAACUGAUUGAACUUCAAGAUACUGAUGGAAAUAAGUGGAAAGUCCGUUGCAUUAGGAGGAAACUUCGGGUGCUUUUAAGCAAAGGAUGGUUGAACUUUGUUACGGAUAAUAGUUUACUGGUAGGAGAUGUUUGCGUCUUUGAGUUGCUCAAGGACGUUCAGGCUGUUGAAUUAAUACUGAAGGUGCACAUGUUUCGCAAUAGGGUGGAAGAAAAUUCGAAAAAUUUACACACUGGUAGCCUAUCUGAACCAACUCUGUCUACCGGUAAAAAUUGUAUACUUCAGUUCGAUGAAAGUAAUCAUACAAAGAGUUCAGAUGCAUUCAAACCAUUAUCUUCAGAUAGAACCAAUCACAAGACUGAUACAGAGAAUUCAUUCGGGCAGCAACAGGAGAAAUCCGUAGUGCAUGGAAGCUCUGGUAAUCGUCGUAAAAGAGGACGACCAAGGGAUGCAGAAGCAAACACUGAUACAGAGAAUUCAUCCGGACAGCAAGAGGAGAAAUCCGUAGUGCAUGGCAGCUCUGGUAAUCGUCGUAAAGGAAGACGACUAAGGGAUGCAAAAGCAAACAGGGCAACUACUGCUGCCAAAAUGUUUACGCCAGAGAAUCCUUACUUCAUGAUAACUCUUGGAGAAUAUCACGUGGUGCGGAACUAUAUUCUGAAUAUACCACCUGAUUUUAGCCGAGAUUAUAUGCCAAAGACUUCAGAACCAAUUAAACUUCAAAAUUCUGAUGGCAGUAAGUGGACUGCACAUUGCGUUAGGAGGAAAACGUGUAUGUUUCUAAGCAAAGGAUGGGUACAUUUUGUUAGGGAUAAUAGUUUAGUGUUAGGAGAUGCUUGUGUCUUUGAGUUGAUCAAGGGCAUUCAGGCUGAUGAACUUACGCUGAAGGUGCAUAUAUUCCGCAAUAAGGCGGAACAAAAUUCAAUAAAUUGACGCACUUCUAGUGAUCUGAAUAUAUAUUGUCUAUUGGUAAAUGAGGGAGGUGAUAUUUUUUGAACAGUCUUCGUCACCUUUUUUUUCUUUCCAAUUGGAGCCUUUGUAACUCCAGCGGUUGACAUGUCGAUAUUAGAAAUACAGAGGCUAUUUUCUUGA